UGGUUCGGUCGGACACAGCGGCGCGAGCCGUGAGCGGGCCGGUCGCCGGACUUCUGGAUUCUCGGUGGGUGGCUCCGGUGCGGCGACGGCUCUUCUCGUUCGCCCCCCCCCCCCUCCUCUCAUUCGUACGUGCCUAAACCGUAUUUCUCGCCGAGGUUACCCCGAACUCGACGAGAGAAAGAGAGACUGAGGUGAAUCGCCGCGACCACGUCGAAUCUCAGCGGCCGAAGAGAGAAGCUCGAUUCGACGCGGCAUCACCGAUAAGGCUCGAACGCGAUGUCGAGCUGGACAUGAAGGCGUGGCGGGAGAACUGGACGUAGAAGAAAAGAGAGAGGUGGGUUAGUUCAACAGUGGUCCUACUUCUUCGAAGUUCUUCACUCCACCUUAUCCGAGACUCUAUGCGACGCGAGUUCAACACGAACGCUAUGGAGAGAGACUCACUAAGCCGGCGGGACACGAGACUCUCUAAGCCGGCGGUUCGCGCGCUUGGCGCCCCGAUCUCGUCGUCGACACACGCCCACGACGUGGGGAGGAGAAGGGCGGAGACGCCGAAGGCGCGAAGCGUCCAGUGAAGCGUUCGUGCGGGAAGGAAGCAACAGGCGUCGACGAGAAUACGCUGGCAAGUGUUUCACGCCCGUCGACGCCGUCGGCCCCGACGCGUAUAACGCUGGAGCCGAUCCCGGGAGGGAGAAAACGUUUGUAACGGGACUACGAGGAGGUACUACGUUCAUUGAGCGGGAGCGUUUUGCUAUGUGCUGUGCGGAGAAGCUCCUUCUUCCCGCGGCGUCUCGCACGGCGGCGCGCCUCCUUCCGACUUCGCCGCUGCCGGUUGCCGAGAGGAGCACAAGCGGUCCUCGCGAUGGUGUGAGCAGGUACUCGCAAGACGUCAUCGCACUGCCCAGCUGAGCUCGGCACAACGUAGCGACUUCCGGCCACCCACACCCGCCCGUAUGCAAGCGCUGCCACCCUGUCUCCCUACAGCCGCCCGAGCACCGACAGGAUAGACUGCUGCUGCCCUCUGAUGCCAGCGGCGCGCGUGUCUCCGGCGGACGAAGCGGCGACGGCCUGGCCCGCCGCUGACCGCCGGGGACCCGCGGCCGCCGCCCACGGGCUCGGAGGAGCUCAUGCCUCGCCCAGCGACACGCCACCUUCCAGCCACCGCCACCACGCCUCCUCCAACAACGCGAACCACACCUCGGACACGGGAAACAAGGCGCCGGGUCCCGUCACGCCUGCCACGGCCACGACGCCAGAUUGGAGCUCCGCGACGACGGUGACCUCUUGCAGUGUGUCGCCCUACCAGCGGCUACUGGAGGCGCUGACCAACGACAGUCGGUGGCAGAAGGACGUGGACCUGGGAAGGAGGGUGGGCUUCUACCGUUUCCGAGGAGAACUGGGCACCGGAAACUUCUCCCAAGUCAAGGUGGCCGUCCACUGCCUCGUCAAAGAGAAAGUGGCCGUCAAGAUACUGGACAAGAGCAAGCUGGACGCCAAGACGCAGCGCAUGCUGGCACGCGAGAUCGCCAGCAUGGAGUCCCUGCACCACCCGCACGUGAUCCGGCUGUACGAGGUGAUCGAGACGCUGAGCAGGGUGCACCUGGCGCUCGAGUUCGCACCGGGGGGCGAGCUCUUCCAGAAGAUCACCAGUGACGGCCGCUACCCGGAGGAAGAGGCGCGCAUCGUGUUCGCGCAGGUCGCGUCGGCCAUCAACCACAUGCACGAGCUGAACAUUGUGCACCGGGACAUCAAGGCGGAGAACGUGUUCAUCGCGGGCCACAACCUGGUCAAGGUGGGCGACUUCGGCUUCAGCACGCAGCUGCGCUCCCGCGAGGAGGCGCUGAGCACCUUCUGCGGCUCGCCGCCGUACGCGGCGCCCGAGCUGUUCCGAGACGAGAGCUACGCGGGGCCCUGCGUGGACGUGUGGGCCCUGGGCGUGCUGCUCUACUUCGUGGUGACCGCCUGCAUGCCCUUCCGGGCGCAGACGGUGGCCGCGCUCAAGAAGCUCAUCCUCGAGGGACACUACACGCUGCCCGAGUACCUGUCCGAGCACUGCAAGAAGCUCAUCGCCUCCAUACUGCAGGUGUGCCCGCAAGACCGGCCCACUGUCGCGGACAUCGGCCGCUCCGAGUGGCUCCAGGGCCAGCGACUGCCCGAGGGCUACCCUCGCUACAACAUGUACCCGACGCUCGACCCGGACGCUACCGUCUCGGAUGAAGAGCUCGAGACGCGGGCCCACCUGCGCGAACUGGGCAUCGGCGAGGAGCUGAUGCGCGACUGCGCCGACAAGGGCGCCCGGAGCGCCGUCACGGGCGCCUACCGCAUCGUCCUGCACAAGAUACAGACCGCGACGCCGGCUGCCCUGGACAACGAGGACGGCGAGUCGGCGGGCACCGCCACGGGCACCCCGUCGCCCGGAACGCACAAGGCCGACCGCGUCUCGCUCGGUCCGGACAGGCUGUUCUCGGUCAAGAGCCGAAAGUCCCGGGCGUGUGUUGUGCUAUGAUGCGUGACUUUCUGUUAAGCUCUGCCGCGAGAGCGGCCGUCACAGUGUACUACUGGUCCAUCAUCGCGCCUGAAACGGCACAUGCGCCAAAGCGACAAUGCCAACCGGGUAAAACCUUCAUGCAGAUGCCGUUACUGGGAAGGAAAAAAGUUGGGCGUUAGCGUGCAAACUCGGAUCACCGUUUGUACGGAACUUCCAAACAACUGCAGCAAGAACGCCCUGCGCCAUUGCUUCAGUUUGGCGCCCUCACGUGUGAGCACGGUCGCUUGCAUAGAGAGGAGGGUGCACUCUACGUCGUGCACUAUACUCCGCAAGCCUUCGACUUCAACAAAUACUAGGUCUUCUAGGGCAGUGCCACAUAAAUGUGUAAGGCCUACAUAGACAUACGCGACGGGCCUUGGCUGACAAGAACGAUCGUAGUUCAUGGACGUAUACAGCAAUGGCAAUUCCUCAAGGCGUGGGCAGUGCAGAGGCGACCCUGCGACGGUAACGUGCGAGCAACGACUUCAUUGGACAAGCAACUGAAAGACGCUCGCAAAGGACGUGCGUGGUCAACUGAGUCCGUUUUAUUCAGAGGGCUGGCUUUUCCUCUGGCGGCAGCUACGAGUCCACAGCGUGUGAAGCGACACGACAACUUGUGCCGUUUCUAGGAGCCUCUUUAUAUUCAGCCAUAUUGCGGGAACGACUACAAAACCGACCCGUCCCUUCUCGUUGACGCUUAUGCACACGACUGAGCUACAGGCCAGAGGAAAUGACCCGACAGCAUCCAGGACACUUGUGUCAGAAAACGAAAGAGUAUACUGGAGAGCGCAGCCCUGCAGCAGCUAUUCUUGAAAUGUGUCUUGCCUUGAAAGCGACGAAAUUAGGGCGCGUCACAGGCCAGAACAGGCAGAGCUCCUCUUAACUAGAGAUACAGGAUUCCCAGUGUCACGUUCCAGUGCAUCUAUGGCGCAUUGUCUAUUUCAUAAUUUAUAUUGUGUGGAUAUAUUCGACGUCACUGGCGUCCGAUGUUCCCAUCAGUGUCACAGAAGCACACGGACUCAUCAGGGGUAGUACAAGCUCGUCACCUGCGAUCAGCAAGCCACAUCCAGUAAAAUUUUAGAGCCACGUGGUCCUUUUUAGGCUGUCACAGCGCCCUAGAUGAUCAGAUGCACGUUAUUAACAACGAUCAAACUACGGAAGCCUGGGCCUGGAGCUAAUGUUUCACAACAAUAACACUGGUUCGCGAUCAAUCAGCGCCGAUACUACGGACAUAGCGAAUGCAUCCUUCUCUACUUUUACAAGGCGCAAAACAACCAAUUAGGGAAAUUUUGUUGUGGAUGUGUUCGACUCUGUAGCUUUACUAAAUAUGUCGGACGAAUCACCGCGCGUGUUGCAGUUCGUCAUAAGCGGGUUCGACUGCCUUACUAGAGCGUACUGCAGGCGACCGUCAGUUGUAGUCACGCCUUCGUUCCGCCCAGGUGCCACACUCGGAAAGCUCGUCUCCCCACUACGGUGUUGCUAAUGGCCUCCGAGACCUGCGCGCGCAAUCUCGGAGGCCAUUGUUGGGCAAGUGCUUUUACCACCGCCACACGGGGCAAGCCACUUAAUAUGAACGACACUUCCAAGACGCACGAAACAGCCACGCUCACGUCGUAAAUGUCCAACUCACGCUCAUGCAGUCACAGCUCGCACGUGAUCGCGCGAUAUGCUAUCACGAGGGCAAUCUGCACCGUGGUUGUCUACCGUUCGGUGUUCUAACGGACUACAAAUAGAGCCUUGGAGAACAAUUGGGCCAACGUCGACAAUUUGCGAGGCCGUGACAGGAGUAACGUGCCGCGGUGUACCUGGCACCACACGUGCGGUGAACCUUGCCGGCCACGUCUUUUGCACUUUUAUGAAACGUAUCCAAAGUUGACUGCUACUUUUUUCACUGCUGUUUUUUCUUAACUGCGAGUGAAUCACCCCAUUUUUUCCUCUUUUUUUUUUUUUUCAACAGUGUCGAACGCGUUUCAGAGUAACGAAUAGCCGAGCCACAUAGCCCACCAGCCUCCCUCUUAUUUUGUUAACAUUCUAAACACAAGCGUUGGCUACAUCGCACAUUCCGUGCACUCUUAGCCUUCAGAACUUGUUAAAGAGGUUGUGACUUCAAAAUGCUUAAAGGUGCACCAAUAAGAAACCGCCACGAAAAAAAAAAUAGUUUGCAAAAAGGUAAGGCUUAGAAUUAGACGAUUCUUCAUAUUUAAAGAGGCACUGCAACACUUUUUUAACACAGUAAGAAAACGCUCGGGACUUAUUGGCAAUAUUGCCGCGAAAGUGCGAGCCCCAAAUGUAGGGAAGCCCAUAUUAUCGCAUAAACGGUCGCUCGCUCUCUGCUGCGG
Molecule: messenger RNA, 4863 nt
Organism: Dermacentor silvarum
Lineage: Eukaryota; Metazoa; Arthropoda; Arachnida; Ixodida; Ixodidae
Product: serine/threonine-protein kinase NIM1-like
Biological process (GO): microtubule cytoskeleton organization; intracellular signal transduction; protein phosphorylation
Cellular component (GO): cytoplasm
Molecular function (GO): ATP binding; tau-protein kinase activity; protein serine/threonine kinase activity
Source: RefSeq, a predicted model, not a curated record